AUGGGCACUCACAACAGACGGGCGGUGAUGCCACCAGAACUUCCACCUCUAGACAUGAAAAAGAAGAUGAAUGGUAUCUCAAGACUUCUAAACGAAACCGGGCUACGUUUCCAGAAGGUCCUUGGACAAGGUGGAUUCGGUGUCACGGCACUUUAUCAAGUCAGAAGACGGGCGUCACGGGUCCAAAAGCCGAUUCAAUUUGUGGUCAAGGCCGUGCUGGACGAUGAAACGAGCCUCUCCGAAGAGAAGGAGCAUUUGAAGAUCUCGGCCGAUCUUGUAAAGAGGAAUUUAUACAAGAAGACACAGCGUCGCAUCGUGCAUUUUAAACUUGACCGCCUGGACACAGCCGAUGACAUCAUGUUUACCGAGUUCAUGAACCAUGGAAGUCUGGAUGACUACAUUUCACGCAUACGCACGACGGGGAUGAUACUUCCAGCGCGUGGUCAAUGGCGGAUACUGAGCUGCCUGGCCCAUCAACUUAUUGCGUUGAAGUACCCCCGGAACAUUAUUCGGCCUGAUGCUAUUCCGAGUACAGCCCCUACUUACGACAACGCGCUGGCCCACAAAAUAGACACCGAAAGGAUACCGCGAGAUCUCGAUGACAGCGAUGCCGUUGUUCAUUUUGAUAUCGACCCGAAUAACAAUUCGACAGCGAACGACAGAGCAGCAGCCUUUGCCUUGGUCCCUAGUUUCGAUAAGCUUGAAGCCCACCGGCUGAAACCCGAGGUAGGAAUUGAUAUCAUGCCUUACGACAAAACCCUAAAAUAUGGGUGGAUGUGGACGUACGCCACGUUGUUGGCGUACAAUGGCACCGCUCAGCAUCCAAACUCGAAAACCAAGGGCGUUCUUGAUGAAGAUCUGAUUGACUGUGUCUGCAUGAUGAUGAGGCAUCGACCAGCGGACCGGAUUGAGCUAGCAGAACUCCGGACAAUUGCAAAGCGCAAACUAAACGAGCUGGACCAGCCGCCAGACGAGCCGUACAAGGUCGAUAGCCUCCAAAGCCGCGACCAGGACCAGUUCACGGACGAGGCUCUCCGGAAUUUGCACAACAUGCUGACUGGGGGCGUUCCCGAUUUCACUUAUGGACGCAUCUCUCGAGCGAACGUCAUUCCAUUCCCUGAAGCCGAAGGUGUUGACGGCGAUGGGAACAUGCUGCCCGAUCCUCUUUAUCAGGAGGACCGCCACUAUGUUCGUGCGGUACGUGGCGACCGUCUAGACACGGCCGAGAGCAAUAGGACAAGCAAGUGGAAAACGGACCACCUAAGACGCCUGACGCGUUUACCACCGCCGCCACAUUCGCAGACACCAUUACCGUCGGCAUCAUAA
Sporothrix brasiliensis 5110 is the source of this 1326-nucleotide messenger RNA. RefSeq lists its product as uncharacterized. Lineage: Eukaryota; Fungi; Ascomycota; Sordariomycetes; Ophiostomatales; Ophiostomataceae. The transcript has 4 exons. Bases 1 to 1326 code for a protein of 441 amino acids. Gene Ontology annotation, molecular function: ATP binding. The record is from RefSeq and is a predicted model, not a curated record.